UCAGAAAUGAUCCAGGCAACUCCUGAACCUUUCAUACAAGACUGCAAGGGAGAGAGAGAAUGGGAAAAGCUCCCCAAGCAUCAAGAGCUUUCCAGCCAUAUGUGCGUAAAAAUUUCUUCCUGUGCCACGUGACAGAGGAAGAGGCGCAGACCCAUUACACAGUAAUAAAAAUAUGCCUUUGGCAACGUUGAGCCAAAACCUGGAGCUGCUGCAGGAAGCUAGCAAUCCGCAUAAAAAGGAGUAAAACGUUAACAAAAAAAGGACCGAAGUCUGUAUCGCGCACCUCUCGGAAGGACGCUGCUGCAGCAGGACGGGGCUUGGGCUCUGCACGUGACAGCGAUCUGCAGCAAAACAUCUGCUUAAAAUCGUGUAGGUUUCCAGCGCCUGUCAAGAUCUCGCUGAAGAGAUUAGUUGUGGCUGCGCCAUGAUCUCCGCCGUCCUCCUCCUCUGGACCGUGCCCUGUGUGGCAAACCACAUCCUCGGGGGCUUUGCUAAGGGAACGCUGCAGGAAGGUCCCCAGCUGGCGUGCAGCCUGCCGGGACCCCCCGGGCCACCCGGUCCCCCCGGCGCGCCCGGGGCUCCAGGGACGGUCGGCAGGAUGGGCUUCCCGGGCAAAGAUGGCAAGGAUGGCAAGGACGGGGACAAAGGCGAGCACGGCGAUGAAGGUCCACAAGGCAGAGCAGGAAACCCCGGCAAGCCAGGACCAAAGGGGAAAGCAGGAGCUAUUGGCAAGGCAGGCCCACGAGGGCCCAAGGGUUUAAAGGGUAAUCCUGGGAAAAACGGGGCACCGGGAAAGAAAGGGCCCAAAGGGAACAAGGGCGAGACCGGGAUGCCAGGACCCUGCACCUGUAAUGCCAACAAAGCCAAAUCUGCCUUCUCCGUGGCAGUCUCAAAGAGCUACCCAAGGGAACGGCUGCCCAUCAAAUUUGACAGGAUCCUGAUGAACGAGGGAGGACAUUACAAUGCUUCCAGUGGGAAAUUUAUAUGCAGCAUCCCAGGUAUUUACUACUUCACUUAUGAUAUCACUUUGGCCAACAAACAUUUGGCCAUUGGCUUGGUCCACAACGGGCAGUACCGGAUCAAGACUUUUGAUGCCAACACUGGGAACCAUGACGUUGCCUCUGGAUCAACCAUCCUUUCUCUGAAGCAGGAGGAUGAGGUAUGGCUGCAGAUCUUUUACUCAGAACAAAAUGGGCUCUUUUAUGAUCCCUAUUGGACAGACAGCUUAUUUACUGGCUUCCUGAUAUAUCCCGAUCAAGAUUAUCUCAAUGAAAUAUAGGAUGAGAAACUAGCCUGUGGGAAAAAUAGGAAAUGCAUGAGACCUCAGUCCAGCAAAGUGUAGCCUGUACAUGGACAUGUGUGGGAUUAUCAUACGAUUCCACAUUUUUGGCGCUAACAGCCUGUAUUGGCUAUUUAGAUAUCUACUUGAUGUCAUCAACUAGUCCACAGGGUACCAGGACCAGCAGGACUCACCUUUAAGCAGCCUCAUGAAUCUCUAAAUCUCAAAGCCACCCAUUAUGUUUUCCCUGGUGAUUCCAACAUGCCAUGGACAUGUAACUCAAAUACUGGUGCAGAAUGCUUCGAUUAUUAUAUUAUUAUUCUAAAGCAUGGAAACCAACAACCAUUGCCUGAAAGCUGGGCUCAGAAGUGCCACUGAUGCUGGAGAUGGUAUCACUGCGUCUCCUCCCUCCACACCCCAUAAUAGUAAUAAUCCUUGUUAAUACAGAGUUACACUUUACCAGCUACUUAAGAGUCAGAAAGCUGUCAGCUAAAGUUGUAAGAGUAGCUCUCAGCCUCAUCAAAGCAGCACUAAUAAGCAAAGGCAUCUGAUCUAAAUAGGAAAUUACACAAAAGAGAGAUCUCACUUUAAAGGUUAAAGGUAAGACUCCUUGUAAGACACAAGCUGUUGCACUGAGCACCACUGGCAUUUCUCAGAUUUCAGCCUCGAUAUACCAGCGCUGGAGUCCUGCAUCUGGUUUCAGACAAGCGUUGGUAACGACCAGAGCCUAAACUGGACUGUGCAAGCCAAAUACCUGUGGGCCUCCAAGCCAUGGUGGAGGAUGAACUUUACAGAUAAGACUCAACUGUCAAAGACAGCAUAAACCUUCACUCCAGAAACAGAUUCAUUAAUAACCCCCUUCUGUCAUCCCUGGCAGCUUUUGCUGGAAGAAGAUAGAAUCAUAGAAUCAUUUAGGUUGGAAAAGACCUUUAAGAUCAUUGAGUCCAACCAUCAACCAUGCCCCCUAAACCAUGUCCUGAAGUGCCUUGUCUACACGCUUUUUUAAUACCUCCAGGGAUGGUGACUCAACCACUUCCCUGGGCAGCCUGUUCCAACGCCUGACAACCCUUUCAGUAAAGAAAUUUUUCCCAAUGUCCAACCUAAACCUCCCUUGCCGCAACUUGAGGCCAUUUCCUCUCAUCCUAUCUCCAGCCACCUGACAGAAGAGACCAACACCCACCUCACUACAACCUCCUUUCAGGUAGUUGUAGGGAGCGAUAAGGUCUCCCCUCAGCCUCCUUUUCUCCAGGCUAAACAACCCCAGUUCCCUCAGCUGCUCCUCAUAAGACUUGUGCUCCAGGCCCCUCACCAACUUAUACUUGUGCUGCUGCUGAGAUCCUCCUCAAGGGCUUAAUGCUACAGCUAGACUAUACCUUAACUGCUGCUUUGCUUUUUUGAUGUUGUAUGUCAAAUAUUACAGAUGCUCCAAAAUCAAUGUUUUGGUUCUGAACUGUAUGGAAAAAAAACCCAGAAAACUCAAAAGCUGAACUUCUGCUCAGCUGAGCUUUUUGCUUUUGCUAAGCAGAGCUUAGCGAUUCUUUUUCCUCCUCUGCAUCAGCUAAUACAGGGACAUGCUCCAAAAUGGUUUGCUAUUACCAGAGCAAAGAGUUCUCCUGUUAUAAAGCCUCUCAGUCCAGCUACCUUGCCCCAGGGUGUCCAAUGCUCCUGUAACACAGAGGUCUCUGUCUCAGUAGCCAGAUGGAAGGAGUCUUGCUGUCAGAUACAUCUUCUUGGUUUCCAGUCAUAUUUCUCAUCUCCUUUAUCACUUGGUGAAAACUCUCAUGAACUUCCAGCUCCUCUAAUCCUCAUAUUUAGGCAUUGAAGGGAUAUCCCAUAAGAACAAAGUUGUGGGGUUUUUUUCCAAUCUUACUUUUACAAGUCAAAAAUAUUUGCGUGAUUUUUGUGAACUACAGUAAUUGUGUUGUAUCUUACAAAAAUCUUUUCAAAUACAUUUUAUAAAAUAAAGCUGAACAAAAGUAC
Molecule: messenger RNA, 3259 nt
Organism: Harpia harpyja (harpy eagle)
Lineage: Eukaryota; Metazoa; Chordata; Aves; Accipitriformes; Accipitridae
Gene: C1QTNF2
Product: C1q and TNF related 2
Exons: 3
Coding region: 425-1279 (284 amino acids)
Molecular function (GO): protein binding
Source: RefSeq, a predicted model, not a curated record